CGCGUUGUGUUUACGCCGCAGGAGCCUUUCGCCCUCCUUCAAUAUACAAUGGAUGUCAACAGCCGCAGGAUCACGAACCAUCAGGUGUUCGUAAGUUUCCGAGGAGAGGAGCUUCGGUGUGGUUUCGUAAGCCAUCUGGUGGAAGCGCUUCAGAGACAUGGGAUCAACGUUUUCAUAGACAAACUCGAGAGCGUUGGCCAAGAUCUCUCCAACCUCUUCGCGAGGAUAGAGGAGUCCACCAUCGCUUUAGUCAUAUUCUCCAGGAGGUACACAGAAUCGAGAUGGUGCUUAGACGAGCUCGUCAUUCCAAUCUUUUUCAAAGUGGAACCAGUUACCGUGAAACAACUUCGUGGAGCAUUCGGUGAUAAGUUCAGGGAUCGAGAGUGGGAGUAUCGGUGCGAUAAACCAAGAACCGGUAGCUGGAAGGAGGCGUUAGCAUCUGUUUCUUGCAAAACAGGCCUGACCUUUGAUAGGAAAAGGAAAAGAGGAGGUCAAGAUCAGAUGGAUAUAUCAAGAGACAGUGUUCUUGUGCACCAGAACUCUUACAUUGCUAACCAGAUUGUAGUAGUUUCCAAUACUUACAUGGACAUCGAAUAUCAGAACAGUGUUCUAAGGGCUCAGCUCGUUGCACUAAGGGAUAGACUGCAGUCACUAAACUCUGUCAUUAAGAUGUCAGGAGUCAUGGCGGAUGUCUUUCUCUUCACAGCCAACACUGGCCUCUGCUGA
Molecule: messenger RNA, 726 nt
Organism: Brassica oleracea var. oleracea
Lineage: Eukaryota; Viridiplantae; Streptophyta; Magnoliopsida; Brassicales; Brassicaceae
Product: protein PHLOEM PROTEIN 2-LIKE A8-like
Exons: 3
Coding region: 49-726 (225 amino acids)
Biological process (GO): signal transduction
Source: RefSeq, a predicted model, not a curated record